Messenger RNA from Chrysoperla carnea, 941 nucleotides. RefSeq names its product maltase 1-like. The transcript has 4 exons. Lineage: Eukaryota; Metazoa; Arthropoda; Insecta; Neuroptera; Chrysopidae. Gene Ontology annotation, biological process: carbohydrate metabolic process. The coding region runs from base 149 to 895 and encodes 248 amino acids. The record is from RefSeq and is a predicted model, not a curated record.
GCUGCUACAGACAAAGUUCCAAGAGUGAUUAUGACUGAGGCUUAUAGCCCAAUUGAUAAAAUUUUUGGAUAUUAUGGUAAUGCAACACAUGAUGGGGCUAGCUUUACUUUUAACUUCUUUUUGAUACAGAAUCUAACUAAAUCGUCGAAUGCAAACGAUUUCAAAAAAAUUAAUUGACACAUAUUUGGAAUAUUUACCAAGCGGUCGAACUCCAAAUUGGGUGCUUGGAAAUCAUGAUAACCACCGUGUAGCUGAUCGUUUGGGUGCUGGUCGUAUUGACGCUUUGAAUAUAUACACAAUGACGUUGCCCGGAGUUGGUGUUUCUUAUAACGGUGAAGAGAUCGGUCAGGAAGAUGGUUUUGUAUCAUGGGAAGAAACACAAGAUCCUAAUGCAAUUAAUGCUGGUGAAGAUCGAUAUCUACAAUUCACACGGGAUCCAGAACGUACACCCUUACAAUGGGACACAACUAAAAAUGCUGGAUUUAGUACAGCCAAUAAAACUUGGUUACCUGUUAGUGACAAAUACAAACAAACCAAUGCCAAAAGUCAAUCCCCAGCAAAUGCCGAUUCUCAUUACAAUGUGUAUAAAACACUGAUUCAGCUACGUAAAAAAUCAACUUUACAAGAUGGAUCAGUAGCGACUCAAACGGUUGGAAAAAAUGUUUUGGUUGUAACCAGAGAAUUGAAAAAUUCACCAACUUAUUUAUCAGUAUUAAAUUUGGGCGACCAAAAUGAAGUUGUGGAUUUAUCUAAGGUUGCUACUAAUGUUGUAGAAAAAUCAUUAAAAGUUGAGGUUGCUAGCGUGGGUGCUUCCAACAAAAAGGGAUCCACAAUUCCCAGAGGUGAAUUAAAAUUGGGUCCAAAUGAAGCUUAUGUUUUGUCUACGGAUUUAUAAAUCAAAACAUUAAUUUGUUGAUAUUUUCAUAAAAAUCAGUCAUCAU